AUGUCAAUGUACGUAUAUUUUGUGGCAGAAGGAGGGGGCGGCGGUGGUGGUGGUGGCAGCGGCGGCGGCGGCGGCUGGAAUAACAGCGGUGGCUGGAAUAACGGUGGUGGCGGCGGCUGGAAGAGCGGUGGCGGCGGUGGCAACGAUCUUGGUCGUGGUGGCCGCGGUCGUGGUGGCGGCCGCGGUCGUAGCGACCGUGGGCGUGGUGGUGGCGGCCGUGGUCGUGAUGGGCGUGGCGGAGCGGACCCUCCAGAGGUCCCUGCAGAGGGACCCGCACCCGCCUACAGACGCCAGCGUAAGUACAUUUAUUAUUUAGUUAAAUUUCAUGUUCGUGGCCCAUGA
Molecule: messenger RNA, 342 nt
Organism: Acyrthosiphon pisum (pea aphid)
Lineage: Eukaryota; Metazoa; Arthropoda; Insecta; Hemiptera; Aphididae
Product: rRNA 2'-O-methyltransferase fibrillarin-like
Exons: 1
Coding region: 1-342 (113 amino acids)
Source: RefSeq, a predicted model, not a curated record